Molecule: messenger RNA, 2229 nt
Organism: Clonostachys byssicola
Lineage: Eukaryota; Fungi; Ascomycota; Sordariomycetes; Hypocreales; Bionectriaceae
Source: the annotation of a GenBank genome assembly
AUGAAGCAAUCUAGUGAUUCUAGCGAGAAAGAUGGGUGGUCUCAUCUCACCCCCCCUGCAACCGGUCAGAACAUGCCUCAUGAGAUUAUCCCUGGGCACUCGCCCAAUAAUGCCUUCGAUGAUCCUUCUGGAAUGCAUGGCACCUCCUUUCUUUAUUUCGGCGCUGGUAUUGAUAAUGAUACGAGCUUCACCUCCCAACCCCAAUGCUAUCAAGCGCUUUCGAAGGAGCUGGACGGCAUGCCAUCCGCUCCCGGCUGCCAUAUGAUGCUUACUAGGAAUUCACUGAAUCCACAGUUCCUUGCAAGUUUCCAAUUCCAGCCUACUUCUGCAAUUGGUAAUUAUGAUUGCGAAGAGCCGUCGGUGCCACUCUUGGAAAGCCAGGGCUCGAACCCUUUCCAGACGACGAGCUCUGCUCCUAUUGAUGUCCCUCUAGGCAGUUCAGGAGUUCCCGAGAUCUUCCUGAAACCUGCCGACAAUACCGAAUCAGAGAACUGCUACUCCAGCUCAUAUUCAAGUGGACAGGAAGGCAGCUAUCCCGGCACUCCGCACACACCAAGCGUCAAUAGCCCCCGAAGCGACGCGGGUUCUUUUGCUCAGAUGCAUGACGAAAGACAGCCGAGCUUUUCAUACAUGUCUGCAAGCUCUGCUUCUACCUAUGCGACUUCUUGCGAUGGAUAUGAAGAUGAUGCUACCCCCUCGGGUUUGGAUCGUAACUCCAGUGCCUGCCUCCUCGAGCAGCGCAGCCAAUAUCUUCAACCAGGGUCACUGACCCCUUCGUAUACCUACCCCUUGGGAAGAGAGAGUCGACCUAUUUCGAACUUCAUUGGCAGCACCUUUUCACGGAGAUCCAGUGAUAUAGCACCAAGCUGUUCCACUCCAAUAGGAGAAGUUGGAACGGAUACCCUCCAGAGCCCUCACACUUCCCCUAUCAUAAUUUCAGAUCGCCCUCGCAGCUUAUCCGACUCUUUCCAGACUCACCCGCCUCCCCCAAGCUUGAAAAGAACGAGGGACUCUGAUGAAUCCCAAGGGAGAGAUGAGCAAUUGGACGAAGAAUCUGUUGUCGGCCCUGACAUGGAAGGUGCCCCAUUGCAACCUCGCAGGGCUCGUGGUAAGCGACAAGGCCCUCUUUCAGAAGACACGAGAAGCGGACUCAAAAGAUCGCGGACAGAUGGAAAUACGUGCCUCAACUGCUGCCUCAGUAAGGUCAAGUGUGACGGAACAAGGCUUUGUGCUCGAUGUGCUCAAGGUUUUGAUGGACGGGCCGUUCCCAUGUGUACCAGGGCUCACUUCAAAGACAUCAUCAAGAAAAUGUCGACCCUCUCUAGCAUGCCACCCUUACUUCGCGCGCCAAUCUUCGAACUAUUACCGUUUCCAGUCAGCCUUGAUGAAGCGGACAUCUCGCACGAAACCCUUGGCAAGAUCAAGGACAUCAGUGUUGACUGGCAUCUCGCGAUCUACUACAGAGUUUCCAGGCUCCGCACCAUCAAUAUGGAAGAGAUGUGGCGGUCACUAGCAACUUUACAAAAGUCUAGAUUGAAUCCAAUCCCUUUCCCCGCCGUCUUCGACAAACAUUAUUCGCGAGGCUCGCGCCCAGAGAAGAUUUUCCUUCGGGAGGGAAACCUCCCUGGUCACAUAAGGAUGUAUGUCCGAUGGACUAAUGUCCUAAAAUUCACCACCCUGUAUCAAGUUUCCAAAGACAGAGAGGAGAUGCAGAGAAUCACUCCCAAUGGCCAGGUCUAUCAGAUUCUGAUCCAGGUGGUCCUGAUUGAGCUGCGCAGAUUCGAGCGCAACAUCUAUGAGGUGCUCUCCAAAAGCCUCCAUCAACAGGGACCAAAGGACAAUGAUCCAAAUGCGGUACCCGAGUUGGUCACCGCGCUUGGCUAUCUCCUUCUCUCACUCCGCUGGCAGAUUUGCGUCUGGAAGAAGUACCGACCUUCCCUGGCCCGGGAUAUCAACCAGGGGAAGCGAGAGCUACGCUUUGCAUUGAUCCAGGACAUCUGCAAGAGAUUGUACCCGUACUAUUUCCUCUGCCGAGAUCGAUGCUUGGAAGAUCCGGCCGAGGUGGUGCCCGGGAUGGAAACGCACUAUGCCAACAUGGCGGGAAGCGUUCAUGAGACCUUCCCAACCGAGCUUUCCGAAGACGGCUUUAAAGCAUGGAUCCGUGAUGGACAUAACACCGUGCGUAAUUGCCAAGUUGACGAGCAAUCCCUUAUUCAGUCGAUCCUUUAG